AUGUUCGGCGGAUCGAGAGCGUGCAAUGGCCAGACACCCUGUGCAAGAUGCGUGUUGCAAAGCGUCGAGUGCCAGUAUGAGCUCCCAGUCCGCCAGUCAAAGGAGCAGAUGCGGUCCGAACUCGAGGCCUCACGAGCACAACAGCGGCAGACCGAAAGAGUUCUGGCUGCUUUGAUUUCGAUCGAAGCAUCUGAACUUGUGCUGGAACAACUGCGGAAUGGAGAGACGGUCGAGCAAAUUGUCGACAGGUUGGACUCAGGAUCACAGUCGUCAGCGGCAGAAGGCAAGAUCACCAGCUUCGCUCGGCCCAGCGACCAUCAAGCUAUCGGGGGUGCGCUGAAGAGGGCCAGGAGUGUCAUCAGCUCGCCGCUGUCACUGAUAGCGUCCAGCGAGAGCUCCACAUACGGCCAAAGCAGACUGGAAGGGACAGCUUGGCCACCAUGGGGUUCUGGUCCGUUCAUCAAGGCGGAUGCAUCAGCUCCGAAUCAGGUGGAUGACACAAUGAUAUGGGAAGCUGAGGCAUUUCCCUUCCUUGACGAUGGUAUGCCCAAUUCUCUCAUCGGAACUUGGCAUCACGGCUCCGACUCGGAUCCCAACUCGCUGAGCAUCCUUCAUCACGCCCGGUGUCGGGGGCAAGAGACAAUACUAGGACCGAGCUUCGGCAAGGAAGAACAUCCAGAUAUACCUCAUCUGAACUACAAUGAAAGCUGGACGAAAAUCACCGGCGAUGGAGCAUUCGUGGAGCACUUGAUGGCUCUAUAUUUUUGCUGGGAAUAUCCGACUUUUGCGUCGCUUAGCAAGGAACAUUUUCUAGAAGAUAUGCGAGCAGGGAAUCUAAGAUAUUGCUCGUCCCUGCUAGUCAACGCACUGUUGGCUGUUGGAAGUAGAUUCUCAACUCAACCUCAAGCCCGGACAGAUCCAAAUGAUAGCAAUACAGCCGGUGACGCUUUCUUUGCCGAGGCGGAACGCCUACUGGAACUGGAGUCAGACCUGCAUACCUUGACUACUAUUCAAGCUCUAGGGCUGAUGUCUAUCCGAGAAGCAAGCUGCGGGCGCUCCAGCCAUAGCAUUUUCCUCUCGGGCCAGUCAAUACGCCUUGCCAUUGAGAUGAAGUUGCAUUUUGAUGUUCAAGAUGGCGCUAGCGACAGUGCUAAGUUAGACCAUGCAGUACGUUCUGCAACUUUCUGGGGGGCGUUCUCGUUAGAUCAAGUAUGGUCUAUGAGCAUCGGUCGACUGCCUCAUUUCUCUCAGAACGCCAAGUUGGUACUCAAGCCUCCCAUCGUGGAUCACGUUGAAGCCACGAUCUGGGUUGCUUAUACCGACGAUGGUACGCCUUUGGAGACCGCAUGCACACAACCUUCCAAUGUCCGAAGUGUGUAUAAAACAUUCUGCGAACUAUCUGAAGUCGUCCACCGGUCAUUGUACAUGCUGUAUACACCCGGCCAGCCCGUAACAGCCAAAAGGCUCAACCAGAUCUACACAGAGUACAUACAAUGGUACUCCAACCUUCCGUGCACGCUACGCCUUGGCUACAAUUUCACCCCAUCAGUGCUGUUCUCUCAUAUGUACUACCACUCAGCCAUCCUCUUUCUCUUCCGCCCCUUCAUCAAGCUCUCUAUAAUAGGCUCUGGCGUCUCCCCCCGCGACCUCUGCAACCAAGCCGCCUCCACCCUCUCCAUCCUCCUCAAAUCCUACGCCGACCUCUACACGCUCCGCCGCACGCCUUCUUUCGUCCCAUACUUCAUCCUCGCUUCUGGUAUCACGCACAUCGCCUCCCUCAGUCUCAGAGCCUCUCCCGACUCCUCGACUCUCCGCCAAGCCAUCGUCGACCUCCGUGAAAUGUCACACUGCCAUGGUUUUGCCAUCCGUGCUGUCCAGAUCUUGAGGUUUUUGAUCAAGCAUUGGGGUGUCGAUUAUGAGAUGGGGGAUGACGAGGAUAGGGGUGAUCCAAAUAGGAGCUGUUUGUGUAGUACGGUGAGCAAUAACUUCUUCUGUCCGAACAUGAAGUGUUCCGAUUCUAUGAGUACGAUUGGGCCCGUGGCUGAGGGGGCGAACCCGCUGUUUUGGCCGUUCCCGUUACAGGGAAGACCGUUGCUGGAGUCUGGAGCGGAGUUAUCGGCGGCGGGAUUUGAAAUUUUGAAGGGAUGA
Drepanopeziza brunnea f. sp. 'multigermtubi' MB_m1 is the source of this 2148-nucleotide messenger RNA. RefSeq lists its product as uncharacterized. NCBI's taxonomy places the organism in Eukaryota, Fungi, Ascomycota, Leotiomycetes, Helotiales, Drepanopezizaceae. Gene Ontology annotation, molecular function: zinc ion binding; DNA-binding transcription factor activity, RNA polymerase II-specific; DNA binding. The record is from RefSeq and is a predicted model, not a curated record. Gene Ontology annotation, biological process: regulation of DNA-templated transcription; DNA-templated transcription.